Caretta caretta (loggerhead turtle) is the source of this 4324-nucleotide messenger RNA. RefSeq names its product solute carrier family 25 member 30 (gene SLC25A30). Gene Ontology annotation, biological process: transmembrane transport. Lineage: Eukaryota; Metazoa; Chordata; Testudines; Cheloniidae. The record is from RefSeq and is a predicted model, not a curated record.
UGGCGGCGGCGCGCGGGGCGGCCUACGCAGGGCGCGGGCUGGCUGCGGAGGGUAUAAAUCCGCGGAGCAAAGCGGCUGCCGCGCCGUUUGAUCCCGAGACCUCGGCGGGCCGGCGGGUUUGCUGGGACCCAGCGGGGCGGGCGCCGCCGAAAGAAGAAUCCAGAAGAAUGUCUGCACUGAACUGGAAGCCGUUUGUUUAUGGAGGCUUAGCUUCAAUCACCGCAGAAUGUGGUACUUUCCCAAUUGAUCUCACCAAAACACGUCUCCAGGUUCAAGGUCAAACUAAUGAUGCCAAAUUUAAAGAGAUUCGUUACAGAGGAAUGGUGCAUGCACUAGUGAGGAUAUGGAAAGAAGAAGGGUUGAAAGCACUGUAUUCUGGGAUUGCCCCUGCAAUGUUACGCCAGGCUUCGUAUGGAACAAUAAAAAUAGGCACUUACCAAAGCUUGAAGAGAGUGUUUGUUGAGCAACCAGAAGAUGAAACCCUGGUGGUAAAUGUAUUGUGUGGCAUUCUUUCGGGGGUGAUUUCAUCAUCUAUUGCCAACCCUACAGAUGUUUUGAAGAUCAGAAUGCAGGCCCAAGGCAGUGUGAUUCAAGGAGGAAUGAUGGGCAAUUUCAUACAAAUUUACCAAAAAGAAGGCACUAGAGGACUAUGGAAAGGGGUGUCCUUAACAGCUCAGAGAGCUGCUAUUGUUGUGGGAGUGGAGCUGCCAGUCUAUGAUCUCACCAAGAAGCACAUAAUUAUGUCUGGACUCAUGGGAGACACUGUGUAUACUCACUUCCUCUCAAGCUUCACCUGUGGAUUAGCUGGAGCACUUGCAUCAAAUCCAGUUGAUGUUGUGAGGACACGGAUGAUGAAUCAGAGAAAAUUUCGAGAUGGAACACAUUCAGGGUACAAGGGUACUUUGGAUUGCUUAUUACAAACCUGGAGGUAUGAAGGCUUUUUUGCUUUAUAUAAAGGAUUCUGGCCAAACUGGUUGAGACUCGGUCCUUGGAAUAUUAUCUUCUUUUUGACAUACGAACAGCUGAAGAAAUUGGAUUUCUGAAAGAUGCAAGAUUGUGUAAUAAAUCAGUAGACUGUGCUGACAUGGUAUUUGAACUCAAGGCAUCUUUUUAAAAAUGCUCUUCAGUGUUUUCUCAUCAGAGCAUAGGACUUGCUGGCAAAAAGCAGGAGGACCAUCAGAAGAACAUUGUAAAUCGAGACCAUACAUAAAAUGAUCUCUCAACUGUGGAUGCUUAACUGAUGUGUCAAAUGCUAUGCACCAAUUAUUGAAAUGGAACCGAAAGUUGGCAAUACUCCUCUAUCAACUGUUUAAAUGCUGUUGGACAUAAUGUAUGGUACAACUCCAGAUGUUUUUCUGCUGAAAUGUUUUACUUCUGGAUGAAAUCUUAAUAGGAAAGAGCUACAUCUGUUUGUCCAGAGGUAAGUAGGCAAUGGAAGAGCCUCACUCUUUUGUCCAUACUGAUGAAACUUGAUGUAUUAAUGUGGUCAUAAAUAGUUGAUUAAGCUUCUGAAAUUUUUGAUGUCUUGGAGUUCAAGUGCAGGACAUUGAAAAUUUUAUUCCAAGUGACUCCAGGACUUUGUAAAAAUACUUGUUAAAUGAACUUCUGGAUUCAGAGCACAUUUCUGUUGCCGUCUAUCAUUUAAAUGUAUAUGUAACUUACGUUGAGAGCAAUGACGCUUCAGUAACAUGACUUGUUGUUGUCACCAUUUUCCAUGUUUGAGAAAGGUCUGGCAUUUUUUAAGAUACCUUAUUCUUGGUCUUCAAUAGAAGGGAUUCUAACAGGUUUCAUCAAGAAAUUAAUAUCUAUAGACUUCAAAAAAAUGUAGUAAAAAUAGAGCAUUCACUCUCCCAUCUGCCUCCUGUGAAAGAGGGACUUAAUUUUUCAAUACUUGUUUGAGUCUUAUGAAGAGGAACUGCUUUAAGCAGUUAGUGGCUGUCACACAUCACCUGAAAGAUGCAUGCCACACAUUGGGGCAGUUGAACGACUGAAAGCUCAAGAAAUGCAGAUGCUUACGUACAGAGAGCAUACAUCCAAAAGAGGCAAUCUAAUGUAUUGCUACUUUCCUAAACAAGAAUUAGAGAAUUGUGCUCAUCAGUGCUGAUGCUUUCAUUCAGCAAAAUGAGUUCAGCUGAAGUUACUUUAAUAGAACUUCUUUUAAGAGCAGUGUGAGUUGACUUCUUUGUAGGUUCUACUUUUCCUUUGACUUGUGCAGGAAAACUUUCUGCCAUAAACUAAAGAAAAUUAGUAUCGGGGUUACUGUAUGAAUGCAGUUUAUUCAGUUACAAAAGCAUGGGAGCGAGUGAAGUGAAUGCCUAUUCUGGAUCCAUUGCGGCUUGCAGUGUAGGAUUAUUAAGUGUACAGUUGUGGUCUAUGGAGAUUUCAUCUUGAAACAUUCAUUACAAUAUCUGCAUAAUCAUACGUUGCACUUAAAGCAAUUCAUGUUCUAGUGUGGAUUUCACUCUUAAUAUUUCAGUGUUUAAAUGGUUGGUUUCAAGAUGCACAAAGUAGGUAUUUUUUAAAUGCACAAGGCACUUUUCUGAAAAUACCAAGUGUUAAGGUAAAAGCAUUACUUUUCAAAGUGUUCGAAUGUUUUUAAGGUAAAAAUUAUGAUGCAUAGUUAUGCUCGUUUGUGCUGUCUGUAUUACUGCAAUUAAACUUUUGUGUAGACAUCUUUGUAAAAUAUUUUUUGUACAGAAUGUAAAACAAAAUUAAGGAUAUAUCAUUUAAACUUUUUAGAACUUAAACACUUUUUAGAAUGAAUAAAAUGCAUUGUCGCUAAGUUGAGGUACAUUUGCUUACAAAUGGAACCUAGGGAUGGUUCUGAGGCAUUUGGUUAGAGUGUACUUAGAAUAGUCAGUAAGAGAAUAUUCCGCUGGUACUGCAAACUGUAUGUUGUAAUUCAUCAUUUAGCUACAUUAAAGUAGAGUUCCUGUAACUAAAAAUGUAUAUUUCAGUCACACAGUGUCAAUAGGUUAAUAAAAAGAAAAGGAGUACUUGUGGCACCUUAGAGACUAACCAAUUUAUUUGAGCAUGAGCUCACGAAAGCUCAUGCUCAAAUAAAUUGGUUAGUCUCUAAGGUGCCACAAGUACUCCUUUUCUUUUUGCGAAUACAGGCGAACACAGCUGUUACUCUGAAAUAGGUUAAUAGUAACAGAAAUCAGGUGGGAAGUCUGACAAGCUAAUUCACUUCCAGUUUAACAGGCUUGCAAUUGCAGACCCAAGGGCUCCAUGAUAGAAAGGUCAGACAGUCCUUUGCAUGUUCGGUACCCCCCGCUGCUUAACACCAGAAUCUUUGAUCCCAAUUGGAAUGCCUUUGUUUGCAAAGGAUUGCUGUGGGUAAAAUGGACCUCCUGACAGUAACUACAAGUGUUUAGAAGUCCUCACAGUUCUCACUGUCCCUCUUGUGCUACCCUGAUAUGAGGGAAGAAUUAGUGAUUCCCAACCUUUUCCAAACCAUGAGUCCAUGUUACAACAGAAAAGUCUUGGGACCCCAUUCCCAUCUAACUAUAAAGAAAAGGAACUGUGUUUGCAAUUUCCUGGAGAGAAGCCAUGCCACAGAUACUUAAAACACUGGCCUACAAUCCUAAAUGGCAUGAAGGGAUCAAAAUAGCCUUGCCCAGCAGUGCCAGGGCUCUUAAACAACUUUUCUUAAGGAAAAGUCUGGGGGGGAAGAGAGACAUUUUAAGAUAAGUUAAAUGUUUGAAAUUAUAAGUUGUAAUUGUACUUUCAUCUACACAUUAGUAUUAAUAGUAUGAGCCUCUUGCAGAAAUGUUCUAUAUUUUUCUGGUAUGAUUGAAUUUUCAUUGCUGCCUGAUAUGCAGAAUAGGCAGGUUACCCCAAUCCACUGUACCAAAAAGUUGAGUUUGUGGGUAAUGUAUAUGCAAGUAUAUUGUCUCAUUUGCAGUAAUGUGCACCACCUGUCAAAUGACAUUACUAACCUUUCAUGCUGCAACUUAUCACAUUGAAAGGGAUAUGCAAAUAUUCAGAAAAUCACCAAAGCAAUUAUCUUUAUUGUGCCAAAAAUAUUGACUUAUAGAAUUGCAUCACUUUGUUUUCAUUAGAUCAUAUCAGUGUGUUCUGAAAUAUUGAACAUAUGUUUCAUUCAGCCCAGUUUGUUACUGCUGCUCAUAGAUUUAUUGUGCUAGUGAAGUUAUUUAUUCAUAUGGAAUGUUACAGGGAAACGGAAUGUUUUUAUGCUUUGUGUUCACAUGCCUUAUCUGCAUGGGAGAAUGUCUUAUUUCAGCAUAAUAAAUACAUUUGCGGGGAGAAUGUAAGAUGCUUUGGCCUUUGGGGAUCUAAAAUAAAUUUUUAACUAAACUCA